This is a messenger RNA of Lonchura striata (white-rumped munia), 1704 nucleotides long. It is a transcript of the gene CORO1C, whose product is annotated as coronin 1C. NCBI's taxonomy places the organism in Eukaryota, Metazoa, Chordata, Aves, Passeriformes, Estrildidae. Gene Ontology annotation, molecular function: actin filament binding. Gene Ontology annotation, biological process: actin filament organization; neural crest cell migration. The record is from RefSeq and is a predicted model, not a curated record.
GCCCGCGGCCGCUCUGCCCCGCCCCGCCCCGCGGCGCUCAGUCGGGCGGCGGCGGCGGGCGGAGGAGGCGGCGGAGGCGGCGGCUCCGCCGGGCUGAGGAGCGGACGCGGGAGGCGGCUCGGGAUCGCGACACCAUGAGGCGGGUGGUACGACAGAGCAAAUUCCGGCACGUCUUCGGCCAGGCGGUGAAGAACGACCAGUGCUACGACGACAUCCGCGUGUCCCGCGUCACCUGGGACAGCUCCUUCUGCGCCGUCAACCCCCGCUUCGUGGCCAUCAUCGUGGAUGCCAGUGGUGGAGGAGCCUUCCUGGUGCUGCCUCUGCACAAGACAGGCAGGAUUGACAAGUCCUACCCCACAGUGUGUGGCCACACGGGGCCGGUGCUGGACAUCGACUGGUGUCCCCACAAUGACCAGGUCAUCGCCAGCGGCUCCGAGGACUGCACUGUCAUGGUGUGGCAGAUUCCUGAGAACGGGCUCACCCUGUCCCUGACAGAGCCCGUGGUAGUGCUAGAAGGCCAUUCCAAGAGAGUUGGCAUCGUGGCCUGGCAUCCGACGGCGCGGAACGUGCUGCUCAGCGCAGGCUGUGAUAAUGCCAUCAUCAUCUGGAAUGUGGGAACAGGAGAAGCUCUCAUCAACCUGGAUGACAUGCAUGUGGACAUGAUCUACAACGUGAGCUGGAAUCGCAACGGCAGCCUCAUCUGCACAGCUUCCAAAGACAAAAAAGUCCGAGUUAUCGACCCCAGGAAACAAGAAAUUGUUGCUGAGAAGGAGAAAACCCACGAGGGAGCCCGGCCCAUGCGAGCCAUUUUCCUGGCAGACGGGAACAUCUUCACCACCGGCUUCAGCCGCAUGAGCGAGCGGCAGCUGGCCCUGUGGAACCCGAAAAACAUGGAGGAGCCAAUAGCCCUUCACGAGAUGGACACCAGCAACGGGGUCCUGCUGCCCUUCUACGACCCAGACACCAACAUCAUUUACCUGUGUGGGAAGGGUGACAGCAGCAUCCGCUACUUCGAGAUCACGGAUGAGUCCCCGUACGUUCACUACCUCAACACCUUCAGCAGCAAAGAGCCGCAGAGGGGCAUGGGGUUCAUGCCAAAGAGGGGCCUCGACGUCAACAAGUGUGAGAUUGCCAGGUUCUUCAAGCUCCACGAGAGGAAGUGUGAGCCCAUCAUCAUGACGGUUCCCCGCAAGUCUGACCUCUUCCAGGAUGACCUGUACCCGGACACAGCCGGCCCAGAGGCAGCUCUGGAAGCAGAGGAGUGGUUUGAGGGGAAGAAUGCUGAUCCUCUCCUCAUCUCCUUGAAGCAUGGGUACAUUCCAGGCAAAAACAGGGAUCUCAAGGUGGUCAAGAAGAACAUACUGGACAACAAACCCGCCGGGAACAAGAAGAGUGAUCUCAUAAACGCUCCAAAGAAAGCAGCGGAUGCCUCAAACCCCCAAAACGACGCCAAAUUGGACGAGAUUUUGAAGGAGCUGAAAUCCAUCAAGGACACGAUCUCCAGCCAGGACGAGCGCAUCUCCAAGCUGGAGCAGCAGAUGGCCAAGAUCGCGGACUGACGGGGCCGCCAGCCCAGGCACAUCCCAGCUCCCAGUUCAGCCAGCAGCAGCCUGCAGCAUUCCAGUACGAGCUUUCCUGUUCUCCUAAAUCCACGAGAGCCGAUGAUUUCAAGCCAAGCUUUUUAGUGAAAGAUCUUUUUCGUUG